AUGGAAUACCUUUGGAUGGCAUUUGUAAAGAGUGUCCUCUAAAUAUGGUAUUUAGACCUGGAAUUGGAUGCUCAUUAUUUUGCAAUUAUUAAGAAUAUCUUGACUUUAAUCGACAUUGUUAAUAAUAUCCCAGUAGAUUUUUAUAUAAUCAAAAAAGGUAGGGAAAUAUUGUUUUCGGAUUAUGCAAUGGUUGAAGAGUAGGUUAAAAUGAAACUUAUAUCAUAUACAGAUAAUACAAAUCAUAUACCCAUUUAAAUGUCGUAUGUUGGGAGAUAUGAUCUUUUAGGGCUCUUUAGAUAUAAUUAAGGAACUAAAGGAUUGAUAACUGAAGUAACAUAUAAUAUUGGAACCUAUUUAAUUGGAAUCAGAACAUCUAUAAUUCUUUUAAAUGAAAUAUCAUGUGGUAGUAGUAUUUCGUUCAAAAUUAAUGACACUUACGCAGGGUCAGGGUAGGUAUAUUAUGAUUGUCAAUAAUUACAAUUUCAUAAAUUAAGAUUAGUAUAAAUUGAUAUCCUUAAACUUUAUUAAAGUUAUACUAAUUGUUAGGCUUAUUAUUUGUUUUUGCUCCUCGAUAUUCCUUAAUAUCAAUUUACUUUAUCUAUUGUUGGAAAUUACAUGUAAUAUUUAAUUAAAAUAUCUACUGAUCUUUCAGCAACUUGGGCAUACGAGCAAAUAAUUUUGACUUCUGGCUAUUGCCCAGAUAAUUGUCAACUAUGUGAAUUACCAAAUGAAUGUAAAAUAUGUUAUCCAACAUUUUAUAAAUACAGAGAUGGUUAAUGUAUACUUUGCACAGCUCCAUAUCAAAAAUUGGAUGGUUCUUAUUGUAAAGAUUAUGAUGAUGAAACAUCAUGUAAAAAAUACUAUAUUCUUAGAUUCUAAAUAUUUUAUUAAAGAAUACUAUGACUUAACAAUUGAUCCUAAUUAAUUUUCACAAUACACUCUUAUCUCUAAGAAUGGGAUAAAUUUUAUGAAAGGUUCUGAUAUCUUAUAUUCUAUCCAUUAUGGUACCAACUUAAUUUUUGGAGGUGAAUUAGUUUGGGCUUAAGCCAAAUUUUCUAGGGUGCAUAAGAUUAUUAAACCACAUCAUAGUAUAACAAUAGGAUUUUAUAUAUUAUUUGGGCCAUCCUUCCCAUAAGAUAGUAAAUUUAUAUAUAAAAUAGGAUCAAACAAUCCUGUUAUUACAUUUAAGGGCUCAUCUCAAACAAAAAGAGUAUAUGAAAGAAUACAACAUUAAUCAUCAUCAUUAACUAUUUAAUGGGAAUGUUAUGGAUCUAAUAAUGAACCUAAAAAUGCAUAUUGUGGAUUUUAUAAUUAUUAUAUCCUUAAAAUUAAAAAAAAUUUGAAACAGUUGAAUUUCUUUGGGUUUUAGUAAUUAAUUAUUAAAAAUAGAUUUCUAAAAUGUAAAAAAAUAAAUAAAAAAAUAAUUAGACUCAACAAAAACUUCACAAUUAUAAUUUUGAUUAAAUAUAUUAAUCUAAAAUAUUAUUGGAUGUCAAAAGAUAUCAUUAUAUUAAUAUUAAAAUUGAUGAGUAUAUUCAAGGUAUCAUUACUAAAUAAAUGA
Paramecium pentaurelia is the source of this 1561-nucleotide messenger RNA. NCBI's taxonomy places the organism in Eukaryota, Ciliophora, Oligohymenophorea, Peniculida, Parameciidae. The record is from the annotation of a GenBank genome assembly.